AUGAUUAGUAAAGGUGACAAGGCGGUGUGUGUUUUAUGUUCUGGAACAUCGUCUGUGAAAUGGCAUUUUGAAACAAAUCACAAAUCCGUUAGUCAAAAAAGCAAACCAGAGCAAAAAGAAUUAAUUGCAAGUGUAUUGAAAGACAGAAAUAAACAGUCAACAUCUAUGACUGAAUAUGUUCGCAAAAAUUGUCAUACGAGCGCGGCAAGUUACGCGGCUACAUAUGUCAUUGCUCGGCAUAGUAAACCUUUUCAAGAGGGAGAGUUUUUGAAGGAAGUCUGGUUAGCAUGCGCGUCCUCUCUUUAUGAUGAUUUCGAUAAUAAAGAUAAGAUAAUUCGGUGCAUCAAAGAUACUCCUCUUUCCAGAAACACAGUAAAAGAAAGAAUCUUAAAACUGGCCGAAAAUGUAACAGAUCAACAAAAAAUUAAUAUUAGUUCUGCUUCUUUUAUAUCUUUAUGUCUUGACGAAAGCACUGACGUCGCUAAAUCUGCUCGUUUAGCUGUUUUUGCUCAAUAUUACGUUGGAAACGUCAUUGAGGAAGAAUUAAUUGUGAUCAAAUCGUUGCUAACAACUGCAAAGGGCACUGAUAUUUGUACGGCUGUUAAAAAUUCCCUUGCUGAAAAAGAAAUAUAUUUUUAA
This is a messenger RNA of Onthophagus taurus, 639 nucleotides long. Its product is annotated as zinc finger BED domain-containing protein 5-like. The record is from RefSeq and is a predicted model, not a curated record. Lineage: Eukaryota; Metazoa; Arthropoda; Insecta; Coleoptera; Scarabaeidae.